AGGUUCCCUGAUUAAAAAAUAAAUUGAAGUGUAGGCAACAAAGGAGAUUAGGUUUUGCAACACCUUGGAUAAUUAUAAAAACAAGCCUUCUUUUAAAAUAUGCUGAUGUCUUUUGAAAAGAUAUUGUUAUGUCUUAAUGCUUUGUUAACAAAUAAAGGGAAAAUUGCAUUUUUCCAAUAAGUUGCUAUGCCAGAGCUGGGAUUUAAAAUUUAAGAUAUUAUUGAUUACUUUGUUUGCACAUUAGCUUCUAAGAAAAGGCAAUGUUCAGUACUACUGAAUAAUUUUCAACUAUUAGUCACGCUUAUAAGGGAAGAUUUGAAAAUCAAAUCUACACAUAUAUUUGGACCAUAAAUCUUUAGCCUAUAGUAGGAAGUUUCACAUAAACAUUUAAGAAUAAAUUAGGGAUUUGGCGAUAAGAUUUGAUUUCUAUCCUAGUAAAAUUAAGGUUUUACAGUGUCACAGAGCACAAAGCCUUCUGAUAUGUGUGUAUAAUAAGCGCUGUGGUGAUGUUCAUAGAGGGUAUUCCAUCUAUUAUCAGCAUAGUUAGUGAAGCAGCCUAUGAGACUGCAAUUACAAGCAAAUUAGCUGUACCCUUUUUUAAAGUACUGAAUAUGCUGCUUUUACAGUUUUUCAGUGAGUCUGAAAGGCCUAAAUUGCUGUUUCUGUUCCAAGGAUCUGUCCAGAGUGUGUGAGAUGUAGUAGAGAACUUACACAGAUGGCUAAAUGGGAAAGGUUAAUAUUGAACAGGAAAGGUAUAUAUUUCAGUUGUGUUUUCAUCUGAAAAAAUAAAUAUGCUUAGCAGCAUCAGUACAGUUCUUGACAUUAAACAAAAUGCAAGGGAAAGUUUAAAGGAAGUUAUAUGGUAGGUAGGUUUAUGGUAUAAAUGAAAAUUGGUAUGAAACGGAUAAUAUUUACACUGGUAAGCAAGGCUUAAAUGGACAGAGAAACCAGCUGUCCCACUUUGGUCAUAAGUGCCUCAUGUAUCUGUCACAUAAAAAAAAAAACAGGCUUUUAAUCAGUUUGAAAUUAAUGGAUUUAGAAAGUUUUUUAUAUACAUAUAUUCGGCUUUUUCAGGAGCCAGGCAGUUUACCGGUAUAGGAUAUAGUCACUAAAGGGAGUACAAAUACGCAUAACCGCAUAAAUCUGCAAAAAUGGAACAAAAAGAGGUGGGAUCAAAAAUAAAGACCCUGGUAUUAAUUUUGUGAUAACUUCUCAUGCACUAUGAUAGUUCAUGGAUAAUACAGAGUUUUAAAAUGACACAAUUGCAAAAAAUACGUAUAUUAGGAAUUGAUAAGCUGGGGAGAAAUUUUAAGAACUUUAUACUUUCCCCUUGCUUUACUUCAGAACAUAUCUUCCUGGUUAAGUCAGAGUGAGCAAAGAUAGUGGUCAAACAAAAUUGGGAGGUGUUAUCUCUUUGAGCCUCAGUAUGUUAGAGUUUGGAUAGUGUUAUACAGAUGCUGCAGGCUAGGAUGCUUUGCUUUAUAUUUUGAUACCUUAGCAUGGCUUAGUGAAAGCUUAUUUUAAGAUCACUAAGAUAUCUUCAGGAUAUAAAUUAGUGAAAAUGUAAAACAUGGGUGGGAGGUUACAGUUCAAGUUAGAUUUAUGCUUGAAUUAAGUAUUUAUAUUAAAAUUGUUCACAUUUUAGGAACUAGGGUGAACCAUGAAAGGGGAGGAGGGUGAAGAGUACGGUAAAAACAUUUAGAAAAAUUAGUGAAUUCUCUCUAAUUUUUAGAAACUAGACUUUUGAACAAUUUUAAAGAUUAUAAAAUUUUUUUGUUUGUUUUUUUUUAAUAAACUAGUUAUUUGCACUUUACCUGCUGGCUUUUCCAUUUGGUAGAUAACAUUCUGAACUCCAGCAGAGUUUUCUAAUCCCCACGUGCUUAAAUAUACUAAAUGUUCUUUUUCCAUUAAGGUUAAUGUUCGUGAAGAAAUUGAAGAGUUUUUUCCAAGAAUGUGGAAGAUAAAUCAAGAUAAAAGAAGGCUAAUGAAAAGUAUUAAAGAUCAGAAAAUUAAAAUUGAAUGGGGGAAAAAAUUGAACAGAAGAUUGGUCAGAUAGAAGCACUUGAAUAUUUUUUUAAGGCUAUUUUGAAUUGUUUGAAUUGGGGAAGAAUACACGAAGUAUGAAAAAUGAAAAACUCAAUGAAGAAUGAAGAGAAGUAGAAAGCAAGAGUGAAGUAGAAUUAAAAGAAUCUGGAAGAAUGAAUGGGUCCUAGGAGUCUCGCUCUCAGUCAAAAUCUCCAACGGGAACUCCUGCUCGAGUAAAAUCGGAGAGCAGGUCAGGAUCUCGUAGUCCAUCAAGGGUUUCCAAACAUUCUGAAUCCCAUUCUCGAUCAAGAUCAAAAUCCAGGUCGAGGUCAAGGAGGCAUUCUCAUAGACGUUACACUCGAUCCAGAUCCCAUUCUCACUCUCACAGGAGGCGGUCUCGGAGUAGGUCGUACACACCAGAGUACCGACGUCGAAGGAGCCGAAGUCAUUCUCCAAUGUCUAACCGGAGAAGACACACAGGCAGCAGGGCAAAUCCAGAUCCCAACACUUGUCUUGGAGUGUUUGGCCUCAGUUUGUACACAACAGAGAGGGAUCUUCGUGAAGUGUUUUCUCGAUAUGGACCAUUGAGUGGUGUCAAUGUGGUUUAUGAUCAGCGAACUGGACGAUCACGAGGAUUUGCUUUUGUGUAUUUUGAGAGAAUAGAUGACUCAAAAGAGGCUAUGGAAAGGGCAAAUGGAAUGGAGCUGGACGGUAGAAGAAUUCGUGUGGAUUAUUCUAUCACCAAGAGAGCACACACACCUACACCAGGCAUCUACAUGGGCAGACCAACUCAUAGUGGCGGUGGUGGCGGCGGAGGCGGUGGUGGAGGCGGCGGAGGUGGCAGGCGUCGAGAUUCUUACUAUGAUAGAGGAUAUGAGCGUGGCUACGACAGAUAUGAAGACUAUGAUUACCGGUACAGAAGAAGAUCGCCUUCUCCUUACUAUAGUCGCUACAGAUCACGAUCGAGAUCUCGUUCCUACAGCCCAAGACGCUACUGAUACAGAGAAUGGUUGCAGUUAAGGAUUUCUUUUUCUUUUUUUGUUUAAUUCCGGAUUUCCCUGCGCUAACCCUUCCUACUUCUU
Messenger RNA from Phyllostomus discolor (pale spear-nosed bat), 3107 nucleotides. It is a transcript of the gene TRA2A, whose product is annotated as transformer 2 alpha homolog. Gene Ontology annotation, biological process: positive regulation of mRNA splicing, via spliceosome. The record is from RefSeq and is a predicted model, not a curated record. Gene Ontology annotation, cellular component: spliceosomal complex. Gene Ontology annotation, molecular function: RNA binding. The coding region runs from base 2481 to 3023 and encodes 180 amino acids. NCBI's taxonomy places the organism in Eukaryota, Metazoa, Chordata, Mammalia, Chiroptera, Phyllostomidae. The transcript has 8 exons.